AAGUCCUGAGACAGCCACAGUCAAAGUUGCAUCAUGUCCUCCUGUCCGGCAGAGGGCGCUGUUUGUAUGUCUGCACCUGCUGAAAGCGGCCGAAAGUUACAGGUUCCCUUUAACAGAAGUCGCGUGUAACUCCAGGCCGGCUCUGCCCCGCGUGCAGGGACUCGAAGCACUAACCGACCCAAACCCGGAGGCUCGAGCUCUCAAACCUCUGAAACCCCUUAAACCCUCCUCACCGGCCCGGAAAACUCUCACUAUCUCCACUGAACUCUGCGUUAAACCCUAUGGUUAACCCUGGGAGUCUACAUUCAGAGCUGUCAGCGAAGGGUUUGUUACAGAGGUGUUGUGAAUUUAGGACACUGUUGGUUUGAACGACUCGACAGGACGACAGGAGUUUAGUGAAGUUUAGCGUUAACGGUCCGAACAGUUCAACCGACGGUCAGAGCCGACCUGACGACAUGGCAGAGGAGCUGGAGCAGAUCCUGUCUCAGCUGACACAGCCUGAUAAUGCAGUUAUUCAGCAGGCCACAGCCCAGCUGAAACAGGCAUUCAAAGACCCUGCUAUCAUACCAGCCCUGUGUGCAGUGAUGGGCAGCUCCCAGAAUCAUCAGAUCCGUCAGUCAGCUGCAGUGAUGCUGAGGCUGAGAGUGAAGAAACACUGGAAGAAGAUCAACCCUGAUGACCGGGAAAGCCUCAAGGCGGUGGUGCUGCAGGCCUUCAUGCAGGAAACAGAGCACACAGUCCAGCACUCGCUCUCCCAGCUGUGUGCAGUGAUGGUUAAACAUGAGACACCAGACCGCUGGCCCGCCUUACUUCAGCUCCUCAAUGAAUCCACCAAAAGCAGCAACCCACAUGACAGACAGAUUGGCCUUCUGUUGCUGAAUAAGGUGGUUGAGUCUAACCCUGAGCCUUUCAACCCUCACUACUGCCAGCUGCUACAGCUGUUCAGCACCGUACUUCAGGACCACGACAACCCAACAGCCUUGUACUACUGCAUCCUCACGCUCACAGCAAUGACUGCUUACACUGGCACAAAGGAGAUGAACCAGAUGCGUGCCAUCAUCCCAGGUCUGAUCAAUGCUCUGAAACAUCUGAUCCAAGCAGAUGAGGAAAAAGCCAGCGAGGCCAUGGAGGUGUUCAAUGAGCUGAUGGAGAGUGAGGUGUCCAUUAUCGUCCCUCAUAUCUCUGAUGUGGUCCACUUCUGUCUGGAGGUUGGCACUGACACCAAUCUAAGCGACUCCCUGCGGGUGAAAGCACUGUCUUGUAUAAUCUUCCUAAUCAAGUUGAAGAGCAAGACGGUGCUGAAGCAGAAACUGCUGAACCCCAUCCUGCAGUCUAUUUUCCCUGUCCUGGUUGCAGCUCCCCCUCCUGGUGAGCAAGACCCAGAUGAUGAGGAGGAUGACAGUGGAGAUGGCACUGACAAUGACAAUCCCAAACACUGUGCCUCUCAGAUUAUUGACUCCAUGGCACUCCAUAUGCCCCCUGAGAAACUGUUCCAGCAGCUGAUGCCCCUCACUCAUGCCUGCCUUGCCAGUGAAGACCCCUAUCAGAAGAAGGGUGGUCUCCUGUGUCUUGCUGUGCUAGCUGAAGGAUGUGCUGACCACAUACGCACCAAGAUGCUGUCGUCAGUGCUGCAGACAGUGUGCCAGAGUCUUUCUGACAGCAAUCAGGUGGUGCGCAGUGCUGGCCUGUUUGCCCUCGGACAGUUCUCAGAGCAUUUACAGCCUGAAGUGAGUAAAUACUGUGCAGAGUUGAUGCCUUUGUUGCUGGGUUACCUCUCAUCCUUGAACCAGGCCAAGGUUGGCCAUGUUACCCGGGCCUUUUAUGCCUUAGAGAACUUCAUGGAGAACCUAGGCGCAGACAUCGAGCCGUACCUGCCCACCCUGAUGGAAACUAUGUUGUCUGCUCUCAACAACACCGACAACCUCAAAAUAAAAGAGCUUGCUGUGUCCGCCAUAGGGGCCAUUGCCAAUGCUGCCAAGGAGCUGCUGGUUCCCUACUUUCCUCCAGUCAUUGAAAGCCUGAAAGGCUUCCUGACCGCUACCACUGAGGAGAUGAGGUCCCUGCAGACUCAGUCUUUGGAUACUCUUGCUGUGCUGGCCCGGACUAUUGGGAAAGAUGUCUUCAGUCCUCUUGCUGCAGAGUGCGUUCAACUGGGCCUUAACCUCACUGACACCAUUGAUGACCCUGACUUGAGGCGUUGCACGUACGGUCUGUACUCUGCUGUAUCCACAAUCAGCCCGGAAUGCCUGACUCCACAUCUCACUGCCAUUACAACCGUUAUGCUGCUUGCCCUCAAGUCCAAUGAAGGGAUAACGGCACACCUUGAAGAGGACAAGGCAUUCGUCCUGCUGGAUGAAGAUGACGACGAUGACCAUGAAGUAAAAGAUGAACACAUUCUGGAAGAUGAACCUGAGACAGAUCUUCAUGAUGUUGGAGGGUUCACUGUAGAGAACGCCUACAUCGACGAGAAGGAGGAUGCCUGUGAGUCUCUGGGAGACAUUGCCUUCAGCACUGGCGCUGCUUUCCAGCCCUUCCUGGAGUCCAGCUUCCAGCAGGUGUUUGAGAUGAGAGACUAUCCCCAUGAUGAUGUCCGCAGGGCAGCAUUUGGAGCGUUGGGCCAGUUUUGUCGAGCUCAGUUCAUCGUUUGGAAAGACAAUCCCACUGAGGCUAACCACCAGGUCCUCCUGAAGCUGUUGGAUGUGGUUCUUCCUUGCUUUCUGGAAACAGUGCGCAAAGAGCACGAGCGCCAGGUUGUGAUGGGAGUCCUGGAAUCUAUGAACAAUGUUGUCAAAACUUGCAAGGGGGAGGUUUUCAAGAACCCUUCACGCCUUAAAGAUAUCAGCAGUGCAAUCCUUGAUGUGCUUAAGAAAAAGACUGUGUGUCAGGAUGGUGGAGGUGAUGAUGCUGAAGAUGAAGACCAACAGGCAGAGUACGAUGCCAUGCUCCAAGAGUUUGCAGGGGAGGGAAUUCCCCUUCUGGCUUCUUCUGUACCCGCAGACAGCUUUGCCCCAUUCCUCAACGACCUGCUUCCUCUCAUCAUGAGCAAAGCUAAAUCCUCAUGCACAGUGGCAGACCGGUCCUUCGCUCUGGGUACGAUUGGAGAAAUCCUGGAGGCCCUGGUGAGUGUGUCCGGGGGCCGUGGAGUGGCAGGCAGACUGUCCAAUCGUUUGCUCCCUGUGCUCGUAGCAGGAGCGAGGGACAGCGAUCCUGAGGUCCGGAACAACAGCGUGUUCGGACUGGGAUGCCUGGCUCAGGCAGCCGGACCCAUCGUUGUGACAGACUAUCCCAUGAUGCUGUCUGUGUUUUCUAACAUGCUGACCAAAGAGUCAGACCGCAGAGUGAUCGACAACCUGUGUGCGGCCCUCUGCAGGAUGAUCAUGAGUAAUGCGGAUGCCGUCCCUCUGGAGCAGGUGGUGCCUGCUCUGGUGGCUCAGCUUCCCCUUAAAGAGGACUUAGAGGAGAACAAGACGGUGUACAGCUGCCUGGCGAUGCUCUACACACACAGUCCUGCUCUGGUUCUGAAGGCGAUGAAGCCCAUAGUUGCUGCAUCCACUCAUGUUCUUGGCAACAAGAAAGUUGAUGAAGAUGCCCAGAGCACUUUGGCCAUGCUGAUUAAAGGAUUUGCUCAGCAGCACUCUGCAGACUUCCAAGCAGCGGUGACAUCACUUCCAGGAGAGCAGCAGGCCUUACUCAGUGCAGCCAUCUCGAGCUGAGAGCCCUCACACAUCCUCACACUCUCGUGAAAGCCAGCCAGAAAGAAUCAUUUUAUACUGUAGGUAGAAUCGGGACAGUUUUUGGAGAUGUUCCCCAAAUUGAUCUAAAAAUAGCACUUCAGCCGUUCGAGUGUAGUUACCAGAUUUGGAUGUUACGCCUCUUAGCAUUUCCUUUUAAUUUAUUUGCUCCCAAGCAUGCAUGUUAAAGUUUUAUUAUUUUAAGAGUUCCAGUUUACCAUCCUGUGUUCCCAUUGUAUUUGUGUUCCUGUAAUGUGCUUCCAUGAAUUGCUUCUGUCCCCUUUUUGCCACUGUUGUGAGUGUGAGGCGAUGAAUUUGAUCUCCACAUAAAUGUAACUUCAUCCUGA
Notolabrus celidotus (New Zealand spotty) is the source of this 4078-nucleotide messenger RNA. It is a transcript of the gene ipo4, whose product is annotated as importin 4. The coding region runs from base 456 to 3713 and encodes 1085 amino acids. Gene Ontology annotation, cellular component: nucleus; cytoplasm. Gene Ontology annotation, biological process: protein import into nucleus. The transcript is spliced from 30 exons. NCBI's taxonomy places the organism in Eukaryota, Metazoa, Chordata, Actinopteri, Labriformes, Labridae. Gene Ontology annotation, molecular function: small GTPase binding; nuclear import signal receptor activity. The record is from RefSeq and is a predicted model, not a curated record.